CAGAGCCAAAGAAUGAACGGAAGUUGGAUACAUUUAUGAAUGUCAACCCGGAGCAUGGUGUUCUGUGGCUAUAGGUAACGCUGAAUAAAAAUGUUUGCAUACAGUUUAUUUCGGAUGGCGCCGUCCACCCAGUGCAUUAGAAACGCUGGAGCGUUUCUGAGCAGAAUAAGCUCGUUAAACAGAAUACAGACAUGUGGCUAUGCUAAGAAAGUUGGAAAAGGUAAAGGCAUGAUGAAGGAGGAGCUGAAAGGUCCAGAGGUGUGUAAAGACCCAGUUAGACUUACCUCUUAUGCCGUUGGGGUUAACAUCUACAAACAAGGUGAAGACCCUAAACUAAGGCCUACUGAGGAAUAUCCUGAGUGGUUGUUUCAGAUGAACUUGGGGAAAGCCAAAAAGCUGCACGAAUUGGAACCUGACACUUGGGAGUACUGGAAACGUCUGAGGAAGGAGAACAUCUGGCGCUACAACAGACUGCACAAAGGAAAGAAGAUGUAGGACCUGCAUUGGACUGACUUGUGGGUGUGCGGUUCACACUGUGGAGUAUGAAAGUGAUAUGACUUGUGUUCACAACUCAUGUCUGUAAUGACAACCGCUCUUUGUCACAUGCCAUUUACUCCCCAGGUUACAUGGUAACUGUACUCAAAAAUGGAACGAAAGUGUGGAUUUUUUUCAAGUUAUUACUCCUGUGUAGGAAAGACUGCCCAAAGAGGUAAUGGAGUACAGUUCAAUAAAAGUAGACCAGUACAAAAAAAAAAUGAAAAGUUCUGCACGAUAACAAAACUCCAGAACUACUCUGAUAAUAAAAGAUGGGACCUAAAAUGGUCUCUAUUCAUUUCUGUA
This is a messenger RNA of Girardinichthys multiradiatus, 840 nucleotides long. It is a transcript of the gene mrpl54, whose product is annotated as mitochondrial ribosomal protein L54. The coding region runs from base 91 to 495 and encodes 134 amino acids. The record is from RefSeq and is a predicted model, not a curated record. Gene Ontology annotation, cellular component: mitochondrial large ribosomal subunit. Gene Ontology annotation, molecular function: structural constituent of ribosome. The transcript has 3 exons. Lineage: Eukaryota; Metazoa; Chordata; Actinopteri; Cyprinodontiformes; Goodeidae.